GUGACAGCGGGGGCGCAUCGGCUGUGGACGCACAGAGCAUACAAGGCAAAAAUGCCCCUACAGAUUAUCCUAAUGCUCAUGAACACUCUGGCAUUCCAGAACACAGCCAUCGACUGGAUACGAGAUCAUCGGAUGCACCAUAGAUAUAGCGACACAGACGCAGAUCCUCAUAAUGCUACUCGUGGGUUUUUCUACUCCCACGUAGGCUGGCUGCUUGUAAAGAAGCAUGAAGAGGUAAAGAAGCGUGGCAAGUUUAUUGAUAUGAGCGACAUCUAUGCAAAUCCUGUACUGAUGUUUCAAAAGAAGUACGCCAUACCAUUUAUUGGUUCUGUCUGCUUUUUGCUCCCAACUUUAGUACCGGUCUACUAUUGGGGUGAGAGCUUGAAUAUCGCCUGGCACAUAUGCCUCUUCAGAUAUAUCUUCAAUCUGAACACAACCUUUCUAGUUAACAGCGCAGCUCAUCUCUGGGGAUACAAACCUUAUGAGAAAGGUAUAAAACCCGUCCAGAACAAAGUAGUCACCUUCAUGGUCUUCGGAGAAGGGUUCCAUAACUACAUAUACCCUUGGGACUACCGCACAGCCGAGCUUGGGAACAACCGAAUGAAUUUUACAACGUUAUUUAUAGACCUCUUCGCGAAGAUAGGAUGGGCGUAUGAUUUGAAGUCUGUGCCUGAAGGGAUAAUAGAAGCACGAGCGAGAAGAACUGGUGACGGUAGUGAUUUGUGGGGGAAAAUUAAGGCAGUUUAAAAAUAAUUUAGUUCUCCAUUCGGAAUACUCUAGACGCGUUUAUUGAUAUAAUCCAGGGUAUAUAUUAUAAUUAAUACUAUAA
Molecule: messenger RNA, 829 nt
Organism: Pieris rapae (cabbage white)
Lineage: Eukaryota; Metazoa; Arthropoda; Insecta; Lepidoptera; Pieridae
Product: acyl-CoA Delta(11) desaturase-like
Biological process (GO): unsaturated fatty acid biosynthetic process
Cellular component (GO): endoplasmic reticulum membrane
Molecular function (GO): iron ion binding; stearoyl-CoA 9-desaturase activity
Source: RefSeq, a predicted model, not a curated record